AUGCAAGAAUGCAAAAAGAAUUUGGAUAUUAUAAAUAGCAUAUUGGAAGACUCAGGCGUGGUUCGAUACAAUGCUAUGAAGAACAGAUUUAGAAACGAAAGCACAGACUCGCAGACACUUCUCUGUCUGUAUAGAAACACAGAGAAAGAGCACAUGGAGGGAAGUGCCAUAGACCUUUACAGGACCAAUUUGCAGAAACUUAGAAGAAAGAUAGAGGAAAGAAGGCUCAAAAUAACAGAAACUAUCCGCAAUGGGAUUACCACAGAGGAGAUGGAGGAGACUAUUUCUGUUCGUAAUGAGGAAGAAAUUGUCACGAUUAGCCCAAAUGGAACAGCGACUCCCUUUGUCCCAGAUAACUCUAUUCCAAAAUACACUCUUAAUGUGGAAGAUGUCAAAUCGCCGGAUGACUUUAAGUAUGCAACUGUAGUGGGCACAAUAGAUGUUUUGAUGGACAAGAAAAAGUAUAAGUCUGAACUCAAGCUUGAUGGAACAAUCCUCGAAACUCGGAUAGCAGAUAAAAAGAAGGGGACUGAGACUGUUGUCAGCGUGGACAUAACUCUUGCCAAGCUGUUUAUUAUAGCAAAGAGCAACAAGACAUUCCUAAGAUGCAUGCAAAAGCCCUCAAAGCACAUCUAUCUACACAAAGAGAUAGAUAUAGUCAACAUUACAAAUGGUUCUCCUGCAGAGCUGAUCUUAAAGAACAUAAACAUAGGCAUGUUUAUUAAAGAGAAGAUAAAAACCUUUGAGUUUUUUGUACAAGAUGUAUAUAACAGCAAGCUCUCCUAUAAAACCUCCAAUCCAGAUGAAUUCCUUCGCUGGCUGCUGCUUAUAAAGUCUAGAAUGUAUACGGUGGAUAAAUGGAGCAAGGAUGAGCUCCUGCAGACCAUCCGCAAGUGA
Molecule: messenger RNA, 897 nt
Organism: Nematocida ausubeli
Lineage: Eukaryota; Fungi; Microsporidia
Exons: 1
Coding region: 1-897 (298 amino acids)
Source: RefSeq, a predicted model, not a curated record